AUGGCCCUUUCCCCUUCCUCACUCGAGGCUUCCACUUCACGGCAGCAGCCACCGCGACAGGCUGGCCUCACUACAUCGAGCAAGACGCUUGUGGAGACUCGCUCGGGGAGGUCACCCUGGUAUGGCCUUGAUGGCUUGCCCUCGGAAGCCUACGUCAUUGGUGUGGCAGGAGGCAGCGCGAGCGGUAAGACGAGUGUUGCCAAUCGCGUCCUGGCAAAACUCAAUGUGCCUACUGUGGCUGUUGUAAGCCAGGACAGCUUCUACAAGCCCUUGAAUCCAGAGCAGAGCAAAAUGGCCUUCAGUAACAACUGGAACUUCGACUGCGAAGCCGCAUUCGACCAAGACCUCCUCAAGCAAUGCAUCAUCGACCUCAAGAACUGCAAGGCAGUCGAAGUACCCGUCUAUUCUUUCGCGCAGCAUCAGCGAGUAGACGAGACAAAAUACCUCUACGGGGCGUCGGUCGUAAUCAUCGAAGGCUUGUUUGUGCUUAGCGACCCGGAGCUGCGCAAGUUGCUCGAUCUCAAGAUCUAUGUUCAGGCGGAUAGCGAUUUGAUGUUGGCGAGAAGGAUCACCAGAGAUACAAAGGAGAGAGGCAGAGAUGUGCAUGGCAUUAUCGAGCAUUACUUGCGAUGGGUCAAGCCGGCCAUGGACAAUAGCAUACAGCCUACCGCCAAGUGGGCCGACCUCAUCGUUCCAGGUCAGAGCAACGACGUGGCCGUCGAUGUCGUCGCCCAGCACGUGAAGCGCCAACUUGACGCAAGAGCGAAUCGACUACGCUCCGAGCUGAGCAAGACGCCUAUGACGCCCGCAGCAAGGGGCGCUGCCUCUACCUCGGCUUCGUACGAGACGCUCCAAUCUGCCCUCAUUUCACGUCACUUUACGGGCCUUUCGCGAACCCCUUCAACGUCUUCCCUCUCAGACAGCUCAGCCGACAUAUCCAACAAUCUCACCCAAGCAAUCCUCCCAGCAUCCGUCCAUCUCCUCCCACCAACUCCACAACUGCUGGGCUUGCUCACUAUCAUGCACGACGCCACGACGUCGGCCGCCGACUUUGUCUUCUACACCGACCGCGUCUGCCAAAUCCUCAUGGAGGCCGCUUCGAGUCACUUGCCCUAUCGUGAGAAGAGUGUCGUCUGCGGAGGUACGGGGAGGACAUGGAAGGGCAAGGUGCUGGAUACGGACAAUGUUUGCACCAUUACCAUUCAAAGGUCAGGUUCCGUGCUGGAGAAUGCAGCAAGACGAUCCAUCCCAGCUCUUGUCCAGGGGUCUUUGCUCAUCCAAUCGACGCAAGAGGACGGCGAGCCUCAACUGUACGAUGUUCGCUUGCCGGACUCACUACGCCGUCGCUCGUCGGCUACAUCUUCUCAUGUCCUUCUCUUGGACGCCCAGAUCGGUACAGGCGCGGCGGCCUUCAUGGCCAUCAGAGUCAUGCUGGACCACUGCGUGCCGCAGGAGAAUAUUGUCUUCGUCAGCAUAUUGGCAAGCGCAAAGGGAGGGAUCUGGGCCCUUGCGAGGGCAUUCCCACGCGUCAAGAUUGUCCUGGCGGGGGUGGAUGGUGGGUUGAGGAAGUGUAGGAUCGAGUACCCACGGCGUGGUCAUGAGCUUGAGGAUGCCACGAGGCGAUUGCAAGGUCGAGCUGGGACUGGCCCGAGGCGUCUACUCAGUGAUGACGAGGACGACGACGACGACGACGAGGACGAGGACCAGGAGUAUGACGAGCGGGAACAAGAAGUGUCUCGCAGCAGGACAAAGACGAUCUGGGCCAUCACGCCAGGGAUGGGUUCGAUUGGCGAUCGAUACUAUAGAACAUGA
This is a messenger RNA of Jaminaea rosea, 1812 nucleotides long. Its product is annotated as PRK-domain-containing protein. The record is from RefSeq and is a predicted model, not a curated record. The transcript has 3 exons. The coding region runs from base 1 to 1812 and encodes 603 amino acids. Gene Ontology annotation, cellular component: cytoplasm. NCBI's taxonomy places the organism in Eukaryota, Fungi, Basidiomycota, Exobasidiomycetes, Microstromatales. Gene Ontology annotation, molecular function: ATP binding; kinase activity.